Messenger RNA from Penicillium chermesinum, 1278 nucleotides. Its product is annotated as GTPase-activating protein GCS1. Gene Ontology annotation, molecular function: GTPase activator activity. The transcript is spliced from 4 exons. The coding region runs from base 1 to 1278 and encodes 425 amino acids. Gene Ontology annotation, cellular component: Golgi membrane. NCBI's taxonomy places the organism in Eukaryota, Fungi, Ascomycota, Eurotiomycetes, Eurotiales, Aspergillaceae. Gene Ontology annotation, biological process: regulation of ARF protein signal transduction; regulation of endocytosis. The record is from RefSeq and is a predicted model, not a curated record.
AUGUCUCGCAUGUGGGAAGUUGAUCCAGAGACAAGGACAAAGCUCGUCCAGAUCUCCAAAACCAACGGAAAUGACAGAUGCUGCGACUGUGGUGCCCCAUCACCACAAUGGGCAUCCCCUAAAUUCGGCACCUUCAUCUGCCUCAAUUGCGCAGGCACGCACCGCGGGCUCGGUGUACACAUCUCCUUCGUCCGCUCGAUUACCAUGGACGCCUUCAAGCACGGCGAGAUCCAGCGGAUGGAGCUCGGUGGUAACGACCCAUGGAAAGAGUUCUACGACACGCACACUGUUACCGUCUCCGAAGGCCGGACAUUCGAAGACUCAACGAUCAAGGAGCGCUAUGAAGGUGACGCCGGUGAGGAAUGGAAAGAGCGGCUGACCUGCAAGGUUGAAGGGAAGGAAUAUGUACCUGGCCAGGAGAAGAAGAAUAGCAAUGCCUCACGCUCAAGCACACCGAUGAGCGUGGGCAGCGGAGUUGGCAGUCUUAGUGGUGUGCGGAAUGGAUCGCCGGCGCCAUCGUCCAUUAAGCGGACUGAUAGUUUGAGGUCGGGAGUGCCGACCAAGAAGGAACAGAAUGAGGCAUACUUUGCGAGGAUGGGGUCUGAGAAUGCAAACCGCUCGGAAGCGCUGCCGCCGUCGCAGGCGGGAAGUUCACGGGCUUUGGGGGUGGAUUACCACCUAGUGCUGACGAUCGUCGUUCGUCGGGGUUUGGGGGCUUUGGCGGGUUUGGAGGCGGCAACCCAGCGUUUGAUGAUUUCCAGAAGGAUCCUGUCGCUUCUAUUACGAAGGGAUUUGGAUGGUUUGCGUCCGCUGUUGGGAAACAUGCCAAGACUGUCAACGAGUCGUAUCUUCAGCCCACGGCGAAGCAGGUAUCUCGCGGAAUCCGAAUUCGCAGCCCAAGCGCGUCUUCAUGCUGCAACUUUGGGCCAGAACUUACAAACCGGUGCUCGAACCGCUACAGACCAGUUCACCCGGUUUGUCGAGGGCGAGGAAUCUAGCCGAGGGCAGUACUCCCGCGUCGAGCCUGAGCGCAAAGAUUUCUGGGACGACUUCUCGUCUCUGGGGAACCAAGACCAAGCCGCCGGUGGUCACCGCCGCAGUGGCUCUCGGUCAGAUCUGAUUGGAACAACUGCCAUGCGAAAGGGCCCAGCUUCAAGCUUACUGCAGAAUUCAUCGACUGCUGCUUCGGGAGAGACUGCUCCGACGGGCUUAGACAGCGCAGAGGGCGCUGCAUCAUCUUCCGGUAAAAACAAGGACGAUUGGGACGACGACUGGUAG